GUGGCUGGUGCUGUGCGGCGGCGUCGCUCCGACUCCGAGUCGGAGUCUGAGGAGCCAGAUCCGAGUCUGAGGAGGAGGAGAAGGAGGAAGGCCGAGCACCGUCGCCAGGCCGCGUCUGUCGCGCCGCGAGGAUGGAGGCCCCCGGCCCGCGCCCCGUGCCGGCCCUCGGUGGCCCCGGCCCGCUGGGCGAGUUCCUGCCGCCGCCUGAGUGCCCGGUCUUCGAGCCCAGCUGGGAGGAGUUCGCCGACCCCUUCGCCUUCAUCCACAAGAUCCGGCCCAUAGCCGAGCAGACCGGGAUCUGCAAGGUGCGGCCGCCGCCGGAUUGGCAACCACCAUUUGCAUGUGAUGUUGACAAACUGCAUUUUACCCCACGUAUCCAGAGACUGAAUGAAUUGGAGGCUCAAACUCGUGUAAAAUUAAAUUUCUUGGAUCAGAUUGCAAAAUACUGGGAAUUACAGGGAAGUACUCUGAAAAUUCCACACGUGGAGAGGAAGAUUUUGGACUUGUUUCAGCUUAAUAAGUUAGUUGCAGAGGAAGGUGGAUUUGCAGUUGUUUGCAAGGAUAGAAAAUGGACCAAAAUUGCCACCAAGAUGGGGUUUGCUCCUGGCAAAGCUGUGGGCUCCCAUAUCAGAGGGCAUUAUGAGCGAAUUCUCAACCCCUACAAUUUAUUCUUGUCUGGAGACAGUUUGAGGUGUCUACAGAAGCCAAACCUGACCACAGACACAAAGGACAAGGAGUACAAACCCCAUGAUAUUCCCCAGAGGCAGUCUGUGCAGCCCUCGGAAACAUGUCCCCCAGCCCGGCGAGCAAAACGCAUGAGGGCAGAGGCCAUGAAUAUUAAAAUAGAACCAGAAGAAACAGCAGAAGCCAGAACUCAUAACCUGAGACGUCGAAUGGGGUGUCCAGCUACAAAGUGUGAAAAUGAGAAAGACCUGAAAAGCAGCAUCAAGCAAGAAGCCCUUGAGAAGAAAGAGUAUGUUAUAGAAAGUGAGAAGGAAAAAUCCAAGAGUCGAGCUAAAAAAACCACCAAUGCCGUGGACCUGUACGUCUGUCUGUUGUGUGGCAGUGGCAGCGAUGAGGACCGGCUUCUCUUGUGUGAUGGGUGUGAUGACAGUUACCAUACCUUCUGCCUGAUCCCACCUCUCCAUGAUGUUCCUAAGGGAGACUGGAGGUGUCCUAAAUGUUUGGCUCAGGAGUGCAGUAAGCCACAAGAAGCAUUUGGCUUUGAACAGGCAGCCAGGGACUAUACCCUGCGUACUUUUGGGGAAAUGGCAGAUGCAUUCAAAUCUGAUUACUUCAACAUGCCAGUCCAUAUGGUUCCCACAGAACUGGUUGAGAAAGAAUUUUGGCGACUGGUGAGCACUAUUGAAGAGGAUGUCACUGUGGAAUAUGGAGCUGAUAUCGCCUCCAAGGAAUUUGGCAGUGGCUUCCCUGUCCGAGAUGGAAAAGUCAAGCUCUCCCCUGAGGAGGAGGAAUAUCUUGAUAGUGGCUGGAAUUUGAACAACAUGCCAGUGAUGGAGCAGUCUGUCCUUGCUCAUAUCACUGCUGAUAUAUGCGGCAUGAAGCUUCCUUGGUUGUAUGUGGGAAUGUGCUUUUCUUCAUUCUGUUGGCAUAUUGAAGACCACUGGAGCUAUUCCAUUAACUACUUACACUGGGGUGAGCCGAAGACAUGGUACGGAGUACCAGGGUUUGCUGCCGAGCAGCUGGAGGCCGUGAUGAAGAGGCUGGCCCCAGAGCUCUUCGUCUCCCAGCCUGACCUCUUGCAUCAGCUUGUCACCAUCAUGAACCCCAACACCCUGAUGACUCACCAAGUGCCUGUUUACCGAACUAAUCAGUGUGCUGGGGAGUUUGUGAUUACGUUUCCAAGAGCCUACCACAGCGGUUUCAAUCAAGGUUUUAAUUUUGCUGAGGCUGUUAACUUCUGCACUGUUGAUUGGUUGCCCUUAGGCCGACAAUGCGUGGAACAUUACCGCCUACUGCAUCGCUAUUGCGUCUUCUCCCAUGAUGAGAUGAUUUGCAGGAUGGCUUCCAAGGCGGACGUACUAGACGUUGUCGUGGCAUCAACUGUUCAGAAAGAUAUGGCCAUCAUGAUUGAGGAUGAGAAGGCUCUAAGAGAAACUGUCCGGAAAUUGGGAGUAAUUGAUUCAGAAAGAAUGGACUUUGAGCUGUUGCCAGAUGACGAGCGUCAGUGUGUAAAAUGCAAAACUACUUGCUUCAUGUCUGCCAUCUCCUGUUCUUGUAAACCUGGCCUGCUUGUUUGCCUGCAUCAUGUAAAAGAAUUAUGUUCCUGUCCUCCUUAUAAAUAUAAACUGCGGUAUAGAUACACUCUAGAUGACCUCUACCCCAUGAUGAAUGCAUUGAAGCUUCGAGCUGAAUCUUACAAUGAAUGGGCCUUGAAUGUGAAUGAAGCUUUGGAGGCAAAGAUCAAUAAAAAGAAAAGCCUUGUCAGCUUUAAGGCUUUGAUUGAAGAAUCUGAGAUGAAGAAAUUCCCAGACAACGAUCUUUUACGUCACCUCCGCUUAGUCACACAGGAUGCCGAGAAGUGUGCCUCUGUCGCACAGCAGCUGCUUAACGGCAAAAGGCAGACGAGAUACCGAUCUGGGGGAGGGAAAUCCCACAACCAGCUGACGGUGAAUGAGCUCCGGCAGUUUGUGACACAGCUGUAUGCUCUUCCCUGUGUUCUUAGCCAGACUCCACUGCUGAAGGAUCUCUUGAAUCGUGUAGAAGAUUUCCAACAGCAUAGCCAGAAAUUGCUCUCUGAGGAGAUGCCCAGUGCUGCUGAGCUGCAAGAUUUGCUAGAUGUCAGCUUUGAGUUUGAUGUUGAGCUUCCACAGCUUGCUGAGAUGCGUACCCGUCUGGAGCAGGCCCAUUGGCUGGAAGAGGUGCAGCAAGCUUGCUUAGACCCCAGCUCCCUCACCUUGGAUGAUAUGAGACGUCUCAUAGACUUGGGGGUGGGUCUGGCCCCAUAUUCAGCUGUGGAGAAAGCAAUGGCUCGGCUUCAGGAACUGCUCACGGUGUCAGAGCACUGGGAUGACAAAGCCAGGAGCCUCCUCAAGGCCAGGCCUCGGCAUUCGUUGAACAGCCUUGCAACAGUGGUGAAAGAGAUGGAGGAGAUCCCCGCGUACCUGCCCAGCGGUGCAGCUCUGAAGGACUCUGUGCAGAGAGCCAGAGACUGGCUUCAGGACGUAGAGGCCCUGCAGGUUGGCGGACGUGUGCCAGUUUUGGACACACUGAUAGAGCUUGUUACGCGAGGCCGAUCCAUCCCUGUGCAUCUGAGUUCUUUACCGAGGCUGGAGUCACUAGUAGCUGAGGUUCAUGUUUGGAAAGAAUGUGCUGCUAACACAUUCUUGACUGAGAAUUCAUCCUUUUCUCUCUUAGAGGUGCUGUGUCCUCGAUGUGAUGUUGGCCUUUUGGGGUUGAAGAGGAAGCAGAGAAAGUUAAAGGAGCCCUUGCCAAGCGGCAGGAAGAAAAGCCCUAGAGUAGAGAGUCUGAGUGACUUGGAGAGAGCUCUGAUGGAAAGCAGAGAGACUGCUUCUGCUAUGGCAACCCUCGGGGAAGCUCGCUUACGGGAAAUGGAGGCCUUGCAGUCUCUCAGACUAGCCAAUGAAGGGAAGCUGCUGUCACCUGUCCAGGAUGUGGACAUGAAGGUCUGCCUGUGUCAGAAGGCCCCGGCUGCCCCCAUGAUCCAGUGUGAACUCUGCAGGGAUGCUUUCCACACUAGCUGUGUGGCAGUGCCCAGCAUUUCGCAGGGCCCCCGAAUCUGGCUUUGUCCCCACUGUCAGAGGUCAGAGAAACCCCCGCUAGAGAAAAUUCUGCCCCUGCUGGCCUCUCUCCAGCGCAUUCGAGUUCGGCUUCCUGAGGGCGAUGCACUUCGGUAUAUGAUUGAAAGAACCGUGAACUGGCAGCACAGAGCUCGGCAGCUGCUUUCGUCAGGGAACCUCAAGCCUGUGCAGGACCGCGUGGGCUCAGGACUAUUAUGUGGCAGGUGGCAGGCUACAGCGGUACAGGUGCCAGAUACAAGCAAGGCAUCACAGCCUCCUGGCACCAUGUCCUUUUCCUUGCCUGAUGACUGGGACAGUAGGACCUCGUAUUUACACUCUCCCUUCUCUACUGGACGGAGCUGCAUCCCCCUUCACGGCAUCAGUCCAGAAGUGAACGAGCUGCUGAUGGAAGCCCAGCUGCUCCAGGUGUCCCUUCCUGAAAUUCAGGAACUCUACCAGACGCUGCUGGCAAAGCCAAGUCCCACGCAGCAAGCUGGCCGAAGCUCUCCCAUCAGAACCAGCAGUGAGAAGAGUGAUGGCUGCCGCGGGAAGCGGGACAGCAUCGGCGGCGGUCUGGAGAGGAAACUGAAGAGACGCCUGGAAAGAGAAGGCCUCUCCAGUGAGCGGUGGGAUCGAGUCACAAAAAUGCGGACCCCUAAAAAGAAGAAGCUGAAACUGAGCCACCCCAAGGAUACGAACAAUUUCCAGUUAGAGAGAGAGCGUAGCUGUGAGUUAGCCCAUCCUGCCGACAUGCACUCCCUACCCUCAGACACGUCCUACUCGGAGCAGGAGGACUCUGAGGACGAGGACGCCAUCUGCCCGGCCGUCAGCUGCCUGCAGCCGGAAGGAGACGAGGUGGACUGGGUCCAGUGUGAUGGCAGCUGCAAUCGGUGGUUCCAUCAGGUCUGUGUUGGUGUCUCUCCCGAGACGGCCGAGAAGGAGGACUACAUGUGUGCGCGCUGCGCUGCGACGGACGCGCCGGGCCGGAGAGAAAACAAACAGACCCACUUACUGUAAUUCAGGACUCGGCCAGAGGACUCCUCCAGUGUCUCAGCAGAGCUGCAGGACUGGCCUUCAAACCAGCCUGUAAACGGUGCUAUUUCUAUUCCUUACGGGAUCAUUUUUCCAGAACUCUUUGAAAAAAAGAAAAAACGACUAAAAAAUUUUUUGACACUUUUUGUAUUUUUUUCCUUAAGAGCUGUUUGUGAUUGUUGAGGUUUGAAACGAUGACUGUUUUUUGCAGGGGUUUCCACCAAUUUGGAAGGAUUGGAGCUUGCACCUUUUCAUGUACAGCAUUAAAAUCUUACCUCUUUCUGGGAUUUACCGGCUUAGGAGUCCAACUCGGUUUCAGUGCCCAGAAGGGCACCAGAAGUUCCAGUAAAUCCUCAUUUGGGGAAUUUCUCUCUUGUUUACUCUGUUACCAUAUUGGGGAGCUUAAGUUUUUCAUUUUUGGGGGUUUUGUUCAUUCCUUUUCUUUAUUCACUUUUCUUUUUCCUGAUAGAUUAGGUUUAUUUAUCUAAGCAAUAACUUCCAUGUUGGUUUCAGUGGCUGGAAUUAAAACAAAACAAAACAAACAGCGUGUUGGUGCUUUAGCAUCUGGUCGAUGUCAGAACACAAACGUCUGGUUUCUAAUGUCACUGGUGACCUAGUGAUGUAGAAAAAGACUGCUCUGUAAGUACCUGCCACAGCUAAUGUUUGGCUCGCUCCUUGCCUCGUCCCUCCUCUCCUGUUUUUUGGUAUCUUGUAUCAAAUGUUGCAGUUUAUAUUGUGGAAUAAAUCCUUGGUCCUAAUAUAAUACUAAAUGCUGGUUAUUUAGAGCCAUAAGCCUGCUGCCGCUGGUGCCCCUCCACCCCGUGGCUUUGAAGAGCUGGAAGGGGUUGCUUGCUUGUUGUGCCUCUGCCCAGCCAGGCUGCAGUAGCAGCAGAGGGUAGCCUGCAGGCACUGGGGGCUUCUUUUGUAUCCUGUUCUGUUUGGUGCACCGUAUGCCUCCAGUCCCCACUAACCAAGACCCCCUUUCCUUCCAUCUUUGAGGAACAGAACCUGUCUUUAAAGCCAUGCUGUUUUUAAAUAAGCUUUCUCAUAAUGUUGGCAGAUCACGCCAACCCUCAGAUGAGACUCCCACUCCUCGCGAGAGUGGUGUCUUGGUUAUGUUAGAGGUGGAGGCAGGGAGACUUGGUUUAGGGUAAGAUGUCUGAAGGAAUUGCAUCCUCUCAGAGGGUAGGUGAGCGUGAGUUGGGGGCCGCUGUGACCACCCAGACUCUUCGUCCCAGCUCCCUGCCCAUCUGGCUCUCUACCAUUACUGCUCAUGGCCAGUCCAGAGCCUUCCCUCCUCUUCUUUUUAAAGGCCUCUCUCUCCUGCAGUGGAAAAGACAUUCUGAUGAACAGACUCUUGCUUGCUUUUUUCCUGUCCUGUUGCUAAUAAUACCUGUUUUCCCUACAUUCUAUAGCCAUAAACUUGAAGAUGGGUAGAAAGAGUGGGUCCUUAAUAAAACAAAAAAACAGCAGUUUGUGAUGUAGCAGAGAUUUAAAUGUACUACCCCCUUUUAUGCAAUUCAAAUAAUUAAAUCUUUUUAAGAAUGAA
Messenger RNA from Phacochoerus africanus (Common warthog), 6342 nucleotides. It is a transcript of the gene KDM5B, whose product is annotated as lysine demethylase 5B. NCBI's taxonomy places the organism in Eukaryota, Metazoa, Chordata, Mammalia, Artiodactyla, Suidae. Gene Ontology annotation, molecular function: DNA binding; histone demethylase activity. Gene Ontology annotation, biological process: chromatin remodeling. The transcript is spliced from 27 exons. Gene Ontology annotation, cellular component: nucleus. The coding region runs from base 132 to 4778 and encodes 1548 amino acids. The record is from RefSeq and is a predicted model, not a curated record.